Molecule: messenger RNA, 800 nt
Organism: Dendronephthya gigantea
Lineage: Eukaryota; Metazoa; Cnidaria; Anthozoa; Malacalcyonacea; Nephtheidae
Exons: 4
Coding region: 123-800 (225 amino acids)
Source: RefSeq, a predicted model, not a curated record
CUUUAAAGACAAUUGCUUUUCUGGACAUCAUUUAUGGCGAAUAUACAAGCGAAACCCGGACCGUCUGUUACAAUUCAAGUCUUGAAGGGUUCAAACUAAACACAACAGUUUUGACGACAAAAAUGGUUUCGGAACGGGUAGAUUGCCUAAUGGAGUGUGCGACUGAGCCAUGCUGCAGAUCCAUCAACCACAAAAGGACAUCAGCAUUUCAGAACGAUACAAACUGUGAAUUGUUGCACGACGUGGUUUUCAAUACAUCAAAAGAGCAGUUGCUGAAAGACGCUUCCUACGAUUAUUCAUACCUCGUGAAUCCACAAAAGAAAUACAAUGCAAGUUGCCUAGGAAAUGUUGUAGAGAACGACAGCGCUGUCUCCCGUGAAACCGUAAGGUACCGCAUUUCAUCCUCCUCAUAUGGCUACGUGCGCUAUUAUGGUACCUAUAACAAGAUUGAACGCCUCGAAUUCUCGCGUAUUCAUCCAAGUGCUCAGUUUCGUUUUACGAAUCAAAACGCACUGCAGGAGACAAACACUGGCUGGUGCAUCAACCAGAGACCGGGCAAACUACUCGUACUCACCUCCAACUGCGAUGUCGACAGGUGGAUUUACGAUUCAAAUGCCAGACAUUUAGUUGUCGCUAGCAAUGGAAGUUUGUCAUUGUGCUUAAGCCCCUGGGCUAACAACGGUCUUCCUACAGAUCUUUCCGUUCAUCCUGGUCUGUCUCAUUGUAGCAGCUGGAACAAGAUUAACUUAGAAAAGGGUGAGUACUAUGAUACAAAAAUCUUGAAGCUAUUGAAUGGAUGA